UCGACUCACGUGCUACAUAUGUUCAAUGUUGUGAAGAAGAGAGCGAUGUCGGUUCUACAGGGACAACGUUUCCAACCCGUAUUUCAGCAGUUACUUGAUGCGAAAUAUAAGCCUGUACUUUUAGACGAACUGGAUAAAACAGCUAAACCAGAGGACAUUAAAGUCAUUCUAGUCGCUCAACACCCGAGGUAUGAGCGUCUUGUUCAGCUCAUGAGAGAACUUCCCAACCUCAAGGCCGUCGUCAAUUUCGGGGUCGGAGUCAAUCACAUUGACGUAGAUGUUGCCAAGCAGAUUGGAAUCAAGGUCUCCAAUACUCCAGAUUGCCUAAGUGCUGGCACUGCUGACUUGGCCUUUGCCAUCCUUCUAGCUGCAGCUAGAAACGUCGUGAUUGGAGACUCAAUAGCCAAACACCCAUCAACAGAGAAAUUUGAUAUGCAUUGGCUGGGAACAGAGGUCAAUGGUUCAGUGAUUGGAAUAGUAGGAAUGGGAAGAAUAGGGUUCGAAAUUGCAAAGCGAGCUCGAGGCUUUGAUAUGGAAGUUGUGUAUCAUAAUAGGCAUCGCCGACCUAAAGAGGAAGAAGAGAAAGUUCAAGCUUCAUUUUGUUCAUCUCUAGUUGAACUCCUGAGUCAGUCAGACUUCGUUGUAGCUGUAGUGCCAGCCACAGAGGAAACGAAACGGAUGUUUAAGAUCGAGCAGUUUGCUGCAAUGAAAAAGACAGCAAUAUUUGUUAACAUUUGUCGUGGCACUGUUGUUGACCAUGAUGCAUUGACAAAGGCUCUGGAAAUGCAACAGAUAGCUGGAGCUGCUCUUGAUGUGACUGAUCCUGAACCCUUGCCAAGGGAUCAUCCUCUGCUGGCGAUGAAGAAUGUGGUGAUUACACCUCACAUUGGCAGUGCAACUAUUGGUACAAGGAAGAAGAUGCUGCAGAUGUGCAUGGACAACAUUGAAGCAGCACUAAAUGACAAACAACUUCCAAACGAAGUUGUAUAGGAGAACAAUCUGAUAAUGCUUCGGUUUGUAGUAAAUCAAUCGUUAUGUACUUAAUUCAAGAUGAUUCCUUAAUUACAAUGUUGAGUCUGAAUAACGAAUCAAAUUAA
Corticium candelabrum is the source of this 1097-nucleotide messenger RNA. Its product is annotated as glyoxylate/hydroxypyruvate reductase B-like. The transcript has 2 exons. Lineage: Eukaryota; Metazoa; Porifera; Homoscleromorpha; Homosclerophorida; Plakinidae. Bases 19 to 990 code for a protein of 323 amino acids. Gene Ontology annotation, molecular function: oxidoreductase activity, acting on the CH-OH group of donors, NAD or NADP as acceptor; NAD binding. The record is from RefSeq and is a predicted model, not a curated record.